GGUCGUCGUCUAGCUACGCAUUUUGCAACAUCUUGUCACGGCAGUCCUUGUUUACAAUCUUGCUCGAGCCUUGUUUUGUGCGUUCUUUCAUGAUGGACGCGCCCUUCGCACCAUGUUUAUAUUGGUGAAUUAUCGUGAUAUUCUAUGAUUUGAUUAGUUUAUUCGCGUUAAUACCAACCACUCUUCCUCGAAUGUCUAUGGAGGGGGACGAGGGAAACCGCGACCAAUCGUCACGGGAAGAGUGGACACUCCUGUUUUGGACCGCUCUCGCUGUCGUAGUGCCCGUGAUCAUUACAUUGUGGUGCAGUGCCCAACGCUCCAAACGGAAAAUACACAUGAAAGACUUCUUCCGCAAGAGCAAGCACGGUUGGCACUGCACCGACCUGUUCAACAAGCCCACCUACUGCUGUGUAUGCCAACAACACAUUCUACAAGGGGCGUUCUGCGACUGCUGCGGAGUGUGCGCGGACGAGACAUGCCUGCGUCGGGCCGACCGGAGCCUUGUGUGCAAAGAGAUUAUGGCGCCGUCCCAAACGGAUGGGACAAUGGAGCACCGCUGGGUCCGGGGAAACGUCCCUCUCUGCAGUGUCUGCGCGGUCUGCAAGGAGCAAUGCGGGAACCAACCGAAGCUGUGUGAUUUUAGGUAAUAUUAUUUUGCUUCUAGGCUGUCAUUUGUGUGUGAGUUUCUAUCUGACACAUUAAUCAGAAUGAAGCCCAGGGGGAUGCAAAGGCGUUAACUUUUAUGUCUAUGGUUCUGGCACGAAAGACAGAGAAAGGGUGCUAUUUGUAAUUUUUCAAUCAUGGGGGAAGCUGAAAUUGCAUUAUUUGCAAAUUGACAGGAAUUAAUAAUGACCUCUUUCACUUACAAUUCUUAACCAGCACUCUAUCCAUCUUUUGCCUUGACAUUACAGUUAGCUCCACAUAAAUUGUGCUUGAUCCUCUGAUGGGUGUGUGUUUGGCCCUUGGCAGGUGUGUGUGGUGUCAGACCAUGGUGCACGACGACUGCAAGCCCAGCCUGUCAGACGGGGAGCGCUGUGAGCUGGGCGAGUUCCGCAGCCUCAUCAUCCCCCCUCACUACCUCCACAAUGUCAAUAAGCUCCGCCGCAGGCACCCCGAUGAGUACAGCAAGGUCAGAGGUCACACCCAGGGAGGGGUCAGUGUCUGGGUUUAGGGUGUCCCAAAUGGUGGAUCGGGACCGACUGUUUGGUUGCAUUACUAGCAACAGCCAGUCCCUCUUGAGUCAGGUUAGAAGACUGGGUUGUGGCUUGAAACAGGUUUUGUUUACUUUAAUUUUAAGUGUGUGUGUGUGUCUAGUUGGCGUCUGCCUGCGGGAGUGGCUGGACUCCAGUGCUGGUCCUGGCCAACACUCGCAGUGGGAACAACAUGGGGGAGGCUCUGCUUGGAGAAUUCCGCACCAUCCUCAACCCUGUCCAGGUCAGUCAGUCCUCUGUGUAGCAUCCUGUAGGAGCAUAUUAUGGAAUUAUUAAGAUGUCUAGGUCAAAUUGAACUAGCCCCCAAUAGGCACUCUUUCAAGUUAAAGUGAUUGUGGAGGUGGCGCGGUGAUGGCGGGAUGCAUAAACAUCUCCUCCCUCCCCUCCCAUCCACCGUUUCCCUUUUGUUUCCUCCCAUAUCAUCCCUUUUCUGUCUGCUAUCCUCUCCUUUCUCCUCCCCUCCCCUCCUUUCUCCUCUCCUCCCCUCCUUUCUCCUCCCCUCCUUUCUCCUCCCCUCCCUUCCUUUCUCCUCCCUUCCUCUCCCAGGUGUUUGACCUGUCGGAGCUGCCUCCCUCCAAGGCCCUGCAGCUGUGCACCCUGCUGCCUCCAGGCAGUGUGAGGGUGCUGGUGUGUGGGGGGGACGGCACCGUGGGCUGGGUGCUGGAUGCCAUCGACACCAUGAAGCUCAAGGUAAAGGACUGUGUGUGUUUACAUGUGUAACAUGACAGUGGCGGGCGCAGACGAGAGUCGUGCAGCUCUGUGCCAAAAUACUGUCGUAACUGCUGUUGUUGGUUGUUAUUGAAUAAGACGUCUAUAGAUGGCGUGCGUGUUUUUUAACGGAGUUGAGAACGUACCAUACUCACUCCACAGCUAGCUUGAAAUGUUGCCGAUGGAGCUAUCGCAUUAGAUCUUUUUCGAUAGCUCAAACGGGUGGUACGUUGUCAAGGAGGGCGGUCACGUGUGUUUGCGAGCAGAGGAUCACUGGUUCAAGCCCGGUAUGGGGACAGGGACAGUGGAGGAAGCUAUACUGUUAGCAGCACACUGAUGUCGGUUUCACAUGCGUGUGUGUGCUUACGUGCGUGUGUGUGUGUGUGUAUUGGUCUCCAGGGCCACGACCAGUUCAUCCCCAGGGUGAUGAUUCUGCCACUGGGUACGGGGAACGACCUGUCCAACUCCCUGGGCUGGGGGUCGGGCUACGCCGGGGAGAUCCCUGUGGAGCAGGUGCUAAGGAAUGUCCUUGAAGCAGAGGUGGUCAAGAUGGACAGGUCAGUGGCGAGCCAGAGGGAGUUGUGUAGCCUCCUGUGCUAAUGCUACAAUGCUAUGUAGCCCAAGUAAUGUAGCCUUCUGUGCUAAUGCUACGAAGAGCAAGUCCUGUAGCCUCCUGUGCUAAUGCUACGAAGCUCAAGUAACGCCUUCUAAUAGUACGAAAUCCAAGUCCUGUAGCCUUCUGUGCUAAUGCUACAAAGCUCAUGUAACGUAGCCUUCUGUGCUAAUGCUGCAAAGCUCAAUAUCCCUAGUUCCAUUUGUGUUGUAACAUGGUUGUAAAUGAUCCAGUAUGACAUUUUUAUAUUCAUUUUCCUAACAGGUGGAAAGUUCAGGUAGCCUCAAAGGGACUCUACUUUCGUAAGCCAAAGGUGAGUUGCAUUUCACCCUCUCUAGCUAGCCUCUUUUGAUCUUGUCCAUUUUGCCCUGCAUUUUGAUAUGAUUCAGUAACACAUGUUGUAUAUAUUCAGUGUGUGGCCCAUACAGGAAUUACACCUAUAACUCUGGUGUUGCCACUGCCAGAACCAUGUUCCAACCAUGUGAUCCAUUGCAAUCAUGGGGCUGUCCCAGGAAGCUAGAUCAAUGAGUAUGCCAGCUAACUGUCCAAAAUUGCUUGAAAUAACUUAUUUGUAAGAAAAAGGACUUAAAAUAGACAAGGUAUAAUUGACUCAACAAACAACAACCAAUAUACAAAUUUAGCGUUCUUAAUUAACCAGAAAAACAAGUUGCAUGGUUGUUUAUCAAAGUUAGCUGGUUAACUUAAUACUCCUGCUUUCUGGAAUUGAUUAUUCACUGUUUAUACCAUUGAUUUGAUCACUAAAGUCGUGUGUGUACUACUUUCAUCAGGUCCUGACCAUGAAUAACUAUUUCUCAGUGGGGCCGGAUGCUCUGAUGGCGCUCAACUUCCACAACCACCGUGAGAAGACCCCCUCCUUCUUCUCCAGUCGCAUCAUCAACAAGGUCAGAGUUGGCCAAAGACAUAUCUGAAAAUAUUAACAAACAUAUGCAAAUUACUUCACAUGGUUGAAUUUACAUACAGUAUGAGAGGAAAUAUACAGGAUGGUUGCUUGAGUGUAAUGGUCUACACAUCAAUUUGGAAAAAAUGCUUUAAUGCUACUUUUCUCUCUUAGUCAAAUACAUUUGAAAAUGCUUUUACUUACUGAAUAUUAAUUAUGUGGUUAGUUGUUCUAUAAAUGGCUGAUUCGGAAUAGUCUAGGAGUGGUUGUUUGGGUGAAAAUGUAAAAAAUAUUUGAAUUUGUUCCAACAUGUCCUUUGUCCAUAUUGCUUUCCCCUUUAUAAUAGUCAAACUGUUGCCUUUCCUUCUAGGCUGUAUAUUUCAUGUAUGGUACCAAAGAUUGCUUAGUUCAAGAAUGCAAAGACCUGGAUAAGAGGAUUGAGGUAAUGCACGCACGCAAACACACACACACAACACGCACGCAAACACACACAACACACGCACACAGACACACACAGUGGCCUCAGGGAUUGACUCAUGUCUAUUGUGCACUCUUUCACCUCUAUGCCUCUGGAAGAAUGUAAUAGAAUGUUCCAUUGCCUUGGUAAAUGUCACAAACUUAAAAUGAACUCAAGCAUUCUUUGUGCGUUGUGUAAUCCUUGGAUGCCUCCUUGAACUAGCUGAUACUCAUAUCAUUUAAUAAUAUUGUGUGUGACCGUGUGUGUAUGCAUGCUCGUGUGUGUGUGCCCGUGUGUGUGCCCGUGUGUGUGCCCGUGUGUGCUCCCACAGUUGGAGCUGGAUGGAGAGAGGGUGGCCCUGCCCAGUCUGGAGGGCAUCAUCGUGUGUAACAUCGGCUACUGGGGCGGAGGCUGUCGUCUGUGGGAGGGCAUGGGGGACGAGCCCUACCCCCCUACACGGUGAGCACCACUGGGUCACACAGAAACAAUAAAGGCUUCAUAAGCCCUACCAUCAGACAGACUGUCCAUUGAAAAGUUGUUUGUGUAUUAUCACUGAAAGCUAAAGAUCACUUUGUCCUUUUUUGUGAAGCCUUCAUAAACUCCAUAUUAGGCCUUUAGUGAUGCUUCAGAAGUCAUUCAUAAGCAAAUGUCAUUCUAUCUAAAGGGUGAUUUGUGAAGCAUAUAUCUAGGCCUUAUGAAACCUUUAUGAAUGCUCUAUAAAGCUUUUCUGACUUGUUAUUUCUAAGUGUUUUUCUCCUGUCCUCUAUCCCAGGCUGGAUGACGGGCUGCUGGAGGUGGUGGGUGUGUUUGGCUCCUUCCACUGUGCUCAGAUCCAAGUCAAGAUGGCUAACCCGGUGAGGCUGGGCCAGGCCCACACAGUCAGGGUGAGGUUACAACACCAUUCCAUCACCACCACUUGCUGUUUAUCUCCACAGUGUGAGGGGACAGCAGUGGUCUACUGGACACAUUUGUGUCUGGUGUAUUCUGUGUUUCCUUCCUGGUUCUGUCAUUUUGACCUUAGCUGAAUAGAUACAGUACCAGUUUGAAUGGCCAUCUUUUCUAAGUAAUGGAGUAAUUAGCUAGUUUUGUCUUAAAUGUGGUUAGUUCAUGUCAAUGUACUUAAAAUAUGCUUUUACUGUGCUCAUCACUGUUCAGCUCUCCUCCACCCACCUCUCACCGCUUUCCUUCUUCACUUUUCUCCACCCAUCUCUCUUACCACCUCUCCCUUCCUAUCUCUCUGUAGCUGGUGCUGAAGACGUCCCGGAUGCCCAUGCAGGUGGACGGGGAGCCGUGGGCCCAGGGCCCGUGCACCAUCACCAUCACCCACAAGACCCAGGCCUUCAUGCUCUACCACAGCGCCGAGCAGACCGACGACGACGACGAAUCCAGCACCUCCGAGGCUGAGAGCUCCGCCCCCCAUGACUCUCCUAAGCCAGCAGGUCCCGCCUCUGCUCGUGCCUGAGCCCCCAAGUUCCACCUCCUCAAUGUUUCUUCCAUACCCCUCCUUUGUUCGUUAUGGUAAAUGCUUAUGACAAUUGCCACGCUUGCACACUCCCCAGAUGUUAUAAGCCAGAGCUCAGACAUAUUCCCGCCUCGUGGUGAAGGUGGGAGGGAAGGAAGGAGGGAGAUGUUUCAGUGGAGGAUGGGCUGUAUAUUUGCACUGAUCCCUUGUGCCAUAGUAAAACAGUUCUAUAGUAUUAAUAGUUUGGCAGUGUUUCCCAACAUGGACCCUGUGUGUCCCUGACUCAGGAGGAAGCAUUGGCCUCGACACUCUGACUCCUAUGAUAGAAUAUAUAUUUGUAAGUCAGUCACUGGACAUUUUGUUUUAUUUACUCUAUUUCAUGAUGAUGCACUGUUACUGCCCUUGUUGGCCAAAUCCCCUAUUACAUGUGCUGUAUUGGACAGACACUAGUUAGUGGUUACUAAGUCUUAAGAAAAUGUUACUUGACUAUAUUUCUUAAAAUGAGUUUAUUAGGACACCUAGUCAACCAUUCCUAGUGAAAUACAGUUGAAGUCGGAAGUUUAC
This is a messenger RNA of Coregonus sp. 'balchen', 5913 nucleotides long. NCBI's taxonomy places the organism in Eukaryota, Metazoa, Chordata, Actinopteri, Salmoniformes, Salmonidae. The record is from the annotation of a GenBank genome assembly.